GCUCUCUCUCCUCAUGAUCUCUCUCUCUUUCUUUCCUCAUGAUCUCUCUCCCUCUCUCCUCAUGAUCUCUCUCUCCUCAUCUCUCUCUCUCUCCUCAUGAUCUCUCCCCUCAUGAUCUCUCUCUCCUCAUGAUCUUUCUCUCUCCCUCUCUCUCCUCAUCUCUCCUCAUGAUCUCUCUCCUCAUCUCCCCUCAUGACCUCUCUCUCUCUCUCCUCAUGAUCUUUCUCUCUCCCUCAUCUCUCUCUCUCUUUCCUCAUGAUCUCUCUCCCUCUCUCCUCAUGAUCUCUCUCUCUCUCUCUCCUCACGAUCUCUCUCUUUCCUCACGAUCUCUCUCUUCCUCUCUCCUCAUGAUCGCUCUCCCUCUGUGUGUGUGUGCGUGUGCGUGUGUACGUGCGUGAGAGAUUAGCUAUAGUAAAAAUGUUCUUACCAGAUGUUAGCACCACUGACCACACACACACACACACACACACACACACACACACACACACACACACACACACACACACACACACACACACACACACACACACACACACACACACACACACACACACACACACACACUGGGGUUAAGAUAAUAUGGACAAGCAUCGCAGUCCGUUUUCCAGGGAGUCUCCAAGUUUAAUGGCAUUUCAUUAUAAUUGCUAUGAUGUCAGACUGUCCAUCCAAUUUAAUCGGACUAAAAACAACAACAAGAAAUUCGUUCAGUUCAGACAGACAGAGAGAGAUAGGACAUUCGGACUGUCCGGUGAAGAAGACUUACCAAUACAACUGUGUCAAACAGGUUUGUAUUGGCUACUUUCGUUGUGGGUGGUUAUCUUUGUGUUGACAAUAUUUGGUAAAAUGUUUAAUUUGUUCCUUCUUUAAAAUAGUUUUCUCUCUGGCUUUUUCUUUUGUAAUCAACGGACACGGCGCAUCACAAUGAUGUAGUUUCUUGGCAACGCGAGCGUCCACUCCACUCCGGCCCGUCAACAACAGGACAGUUUGAAGGAUGUUGCCUCCCCGCUCCCUCCCUCUGUCUAUUCUCUCUCUCCUCCUGGUUGUUGUCGAGGCGGGCCUGUGCGUUGCUGAGACCCCCCAGCUGCACGGCGGUUUCCGUGGUUGCGCGGUGCGGGAUUUUUCCUUCAUGGCCCAGAAGCCGGGAUGCAGGAACCUCCGCAUCGACACCGAGGCCUGCUGGGGCCGCUGUCAUACCUGGGAGAAGCCGCUCCCAGAGCCCCCCUACGUCCUGCGGCAUCACCGUGUGUGUUCCUACGGUCGUACUCGCUACCUGAUGGUCCGUCUGCCAGGCUGCCAGCCCCACGUCUCCCCGCUCUACCCUUACCCCCUCGCCCUGCAGUGCCACUGCACCGUCUGUUCCACACAGGAUACGGAGUGUGAGACGUUCUGAUACGGACUUCUGUGUGUGAAAAGAUUUAAGGUUGAUUUAAGCAAUGAGGCCCGAGGGGGUGUGGUAUACGGCCAAUAUACCACGGCUAAGGGCUGUUCUUACGUACGACGCAUCGCGGAGUGCCUGGAUACAGUCCUUAGCCAUUGGAUAUAGUCCUUAUAUUGGCCAUAUACCACAAACCCCCUGAGGUGCCUUAUUGCCAUUAUAAACUGGUUACCAAAGUAAUUAGAGCAGUAAAAAUACAUAUUUUGUCAUACCCGUGUUAUACGGUCUGAUAUACCACGGCUGUCAGCCAAUCAGCAUUCAGGGCUCGAAUCAAUGUAAUGUAAUGUAAUGAAUCACCCAGUUUUAUAAAAUGCUUCAUACCACUGUAAUAUGACACAGCAACCUUGUUAUAAAAUGUAAUCAUGUAUAAUAAUAAUAAUAAUAAUAAUAAUAAUAAUAAUAAUAAUAAUAAUACAAUCUGUUGAGCGAUUAUUUUUCCUUUUUUUAUUUAGUCAACCCUUCCAACAUUCUUUCAGGUCACUUAUUUACAAAAUGUAAGUUGCUCAUAGACAUAAAUACAGUUUUUUUAAUGUACAUCCUUUAGUCUCUCUAGUUUAGUGGCCAUAGAAACAAAAUGAAUCCAAACGGAAUUGGAACUUCGGAAUUGGGACUUCGGAUUUGGAACAAUUUCACUGGUAAAACCAAUGGGCACAUUCAAAAUGGCUGCCAGUCCACUCACUGACUUGAGUGGGGAUGUCCAUUCUACUCAUUCUAGUUCUGUGUUGUGGCUGUAUAACAGAUAUAUGUAGUGGUUUUAAUGAUUGUAUUAUCUAUAGUUGUUUAACUGGAUGUCACUGUCUACGUCCCAAUUGGCACCAAAUCUGUCUUUGUAGUGCACUAGUUUGUAUGGGCCCUGGUCAAAGGUAGUGCACUAGUUUGUAUGGGCCCUGGUCAAAGGUAGUGCACUAGUUUGUAUGGGCCCUGGUCAAAAGUAGUGCACUAGUUUGUAUGGGCCCUGGUCAAAAGUAGUGCACUAGUUUGUAUGGGCCCUGGUCAAAAGUAGUGCACUAGUCAAAAGUAGUGCACUAGUUUGUAUGGGCCCUGGUCAAAAGUAGUGCACUAGUUUGUAUGGGCCCUGGUCAAAGGUAGUGCACUAGUUUGUAUGGGCCCUGUUCAAAAGUAGUGCACUAGUUUGUAUGGGCCCUGGUCAAAAGUAGUGCUGCACUAGUUUGUAUGGGCCCUGGUCAAAAGUAGUGCACUACAUAGGGAAUAGGAUGUUGACUCAAAGUGUCACAAAAUGUCUUCUGUUCCUAAAUAAACCAACGUUUAAACCAACAAAUCUUAAAUAAAGCAACUGUAUGAAAA
Molecule: messenger RNA, 2740 nt
Organism: Salvelinus fontinalis (brook trout)
Lineage: Eukaryota; Metazoa; Chordata; Actinopteri; Salmoniformes; Salmonidae
Product: glycoprotein hormone beta-5-like
Exons: 3
Coding region: 992-1390 (132 amino acids)
Biological process (GO): regulation of thyroid hormone receptor signaling pathway; G protein-coupled receptor signaling pathway
Cellular component (GO): extracellular region; cytoplasm
Molecular function (GO): hormone activity
Source: RefSeq, a predicted model, not a curated record